AGCCAAGCCAUGCGGAUAGUGCGGACGGUGGGCCAGGCAUUUGAGGUCUGUCAUAAACUUAGCCUGCAACACACCCAGCAAAACGCAGAUGGCCAGGAAGAUGGUGACGCUGACAAGACAUGCACAGAUUCUGGACUAGCAGGGCGGGAGCUCACAGGGGCCGAAAAGCCGGCUGCAGAUGAGACAGACAUUGAUGCAGAGGAGCUUCCCCUCCCCGACAGCACAAUGGACGAGUUCAACCGCGGAGUCACUGACCUGGAUGCAGCCAAGAAAGAGGAAGAUGUCACCAAGGACAAAAAGCCCUCAGAAGAGCCCAGCAUCCUGCUGGCUUCCCCGAAGUUGCUGCUUCCUUCAGGCAGUCAGCUGCCGGCCAGCACUCCUCUGUCUGUGCACCACCAGCUCCAGCUGCUCCAGCAGCAGCUCACCCAGCAGCAGCAGCAGACACAGGUGGCCGUGGCCCAGGUUCAUCUGCUGAAGGAUCAGCUCUCUGCAGAAGCUGCAGCGAGGAUUGAGGCCCAGGCUCGAGUUCACCAGCUGCUGCUGCAGAAUAAGGACCUACUGCAGCAUAUUUCUCUCCUGGUCAAACAGAUUCAGGAUCUGGAGCUCAAGCUGGCUGGGAAUGGCUCUAUGGGAUCCCAAGACAGUCUCCUGGAAAUCACCUUCCGUGCGAACGUUCCCCCCAUCCUAUGCGACCCCACCACCCCAAGCCCAGAGGACGCCAUCCUUCCUCCACUCAACGAUGGGACACAGCUAUCCCUGCCGCUGGGCAGUCCAAUAGUGGACCAAAGCAUGUUUGAGAACUGCAACGCUGCGGAGCAGCCGAAGCUGAGCUUUCGUCUGGCCAGCAGCAGCACCUCCACAGACACAUCUGCAGGAUCAAAGACAGGAGGCAGCCAGCACCUAAAAAACGCCCUGAACUUGGGCAAAGCCAUGGGAGCCAAGGUAAACGACCUGCUCCGCCGAAAAGAUCCCAGCAGCCUCGGAGACAUCGGGGUCACAGAGGUGAAUAAGAACGUGGAGCCAGUGUGGUCCAGCCUGGCUGAGAUGGGCCACAGUACAGCAAGAAACAGUCAUAUCUCCCUGGAUUCCUUCCCUCGGCUAGAUCCCCCACCUCCCACCGGCAAAAAGCGUCUCCCACGAGCCCUGAAGACCACCCAGGACAUGAUGAUAUCCUCUGACCCCGUGGUAGCCUCCCCAGAAUCCUCCUUCGUCUCCUCACCUGAUAAGAUCCCCAAAGAUAAAGCUGAGCUUCAGCCUGAAUCAAGGCCUGAAGAGUCCAGCCUUGAGAAACCUUCAGAACCCGGCAACCGUGUCGAGAGCCAGAUGGAGAAGGCGACGGGUUUAGAACUGAAAAACGAGCCCACAGCUGUGGUGACGGAUCAGAAAGAUUCGGAGGGGGUUGAUCAGUCACAGCUGCUGCUCUCGGUUCCAGAUCUCAUUCACAAAGACAAUCUGGACCCAAAGAAACUGGCCAGCUCAGAAACUAGAAUGGCUUCCACCCCGUGUCCAGGGAAAGGGGGCUGCCGCAUCAGCGUCACUGAGGGGGAAUUGUUGGGGAAUGGCACAGCGGAUUACCGGACCCUCAGCUUGGAGAACGAAGAAUCCCACCCUGACCUGCUUUCAUUUGAAUAACAGGCUCGAGACCCUUAAGAUCAUUUAUUCUUUCAUUUAAACUGCUUUCAUUCUACAUUUCAUAGUUUGCCUUUAAGUACCACUGACUGUACUUAGUUAUUUCGUAGAUAUAAUUAUUCAAAAAUUCGCUAUUGUUUUCUGUUUAAUCGUAGCACCAUAAUCAAUUUAAAAGAUUGUAUUUUAAAGUAUUUGUGGACCUGUAUUCAAAAAACCAUGAUGAAUCAAUUAACAAAAAACCAAAGUGUAUACUACACUGCAACAAAGAGUUUUGAAUUAGUAUUUCUUGGCUUUUUUCCAGUCAAAUAUUCCAGUAGAACUUCCAGAUAAAUGUACUUGAAGCAACACUACUGCAUAAGAUAUUAAGACUUGUUCUCAUAUCAUAAAUAUUAGUGAAUUUUGUAUUUCUUACUGCAUUGGAAGAUUGUUUCGCUUGUUUUAACUAGAUAAAAGACUAAUAAUGAUACAAAAGAUUUCAAAUUCAUAAAAAUGCUGUUCUUAUGAACUUCAAAUCCACGAAUCCUGAAACAAAUGUAUUCAGAAUCAGCAUAUUAGAAUGAUUUCUGAAGGAUCAUGAAAAAUCAGCUUUGCCAUCCUAGGAAUAAAUUACAGAUUGAAAUAUAUUAAAAUAGAAAAGAGUUAUUUCAAAUUGUAACGACAUUUCACAAUAUUGCAGUUUUUUACUGUAUUAGAUCAAGUAAAUGCAACAUCGGUGAGCAUAAGAGGCUUCUUUAAAAGAAAAUGUAAGAACAUCUUACAGACCCCAAAUUUAUAUUAUUGAAAACAAUUCUUUAUGUAGUUUUAAAUUGUAUAUGUACUGUACAUGUAUUUUGUUUGAAGGAGUUUUAGACUAUUUUACUGGAAAAUUAGACAAAAAUACUCGUCAAGAACAGAAGUUUUGCAGCGUUACUGUUAUACCUCCAAUGCUGUCUUUGCAGUUUCUUAAGUGGGCAGCAUUGCAUGUCUUAUGUAUGUUUUUUUGUUGUUGUUGUUGGUUUCAUAUCAAUUUUUCAUCAGUGGCUAGCUGACCACAUUUCUGAGCUUGUGCUCAGUGUAAUAUUUAGUGGCAGUAUGAGCAGACGCACAUGAAUAUAAAGCCUUAUGCACCUAACGGCAGCAGUAUGUGCUGCUUCCAUGCUGUUUUUGACACCAUGUGACCUCUAGAUCAACUCUCCCAGUCUCAUGGAGAAAGUCUAGGAUCCUACCUUUUUAGCAGUGUCAUAGUAAUAAUAGCCAAGGUGAUGAUGGCUCGAAGAAUGUCAGUAAUGAGGCUCAGUCAACAUGAAGGUAUGCAGAAGGGUUCUGAAAUUCCCUGGAAUGCUAUAAUUCAACACUAAUCUCGAUUCUCGUCCUCUUGUUUGUGUAGACAGCCUGACUCCCAUGACAUUCUCUCAGGUCUGUUCUUUAUCCCACACAGUGGCUCCUCUGGAGAGAUUUUGGACUAUUCCGAUGCUAACAAUGCAGCUAUUUACGCUCCUGAGAUGGUCAGAGAUAUACUGUAAUUCUGCAUAUGUAAAGUUGUACUGACAUGUUGAUGGUCAAGUCAAAGCUGGGAUGAAAUUGCUGAUAUGCAUUAAUGAAAGAUGGCUUAAAGGUUUUGAGUUGUCUAGAUGUAUUGGCAAUGUAGCAUUAAUUAAUAUAUGUGAGCUUUCGUACCAAGGUUUGGUUACACUACCUUUGUGAUACCAAUUGUGCAAUGAUGCAUAAUAAUUCAUAAUAGUGUAAACACUACAAUGAGAGCAGAGAGUAAAGCAAAUUCAUGCAGAUACGUUUGCAGUUGAUGAAUUAAUAUGGACCACUGAUACUGUUACUGGGCCGUCAGAUAUGAAGUGUUUUAUGAAAUGCCUGUGUACAUGGGCUGGUGAGACUACAGCUGAAUGAAUGAAUGAAUGAAUGAAAGAAAAGCAUAUUUAUCUUAUUGUUUUAGACACUGUUUAGAGUUCAGAAGAUUCUUGGAGGGGACUUAAAGGAAUAGUAGACCUAAAAAUGAAAAUCGGAUGAAAUUCCACUCACCCUCAGGCCAUUCAAGAUUUAAAGGAGUUUCAUCAGAACAGUCCAAAGAGCUGAUUAAAAACAAGAAAAUAUUUGUUCAGAAGUGCUUUAUUAAACCGUGCUUGAUCUGUGCAUAUUUCUCCUCUGAGUCAGACCGGUUGACUUUUUUUAAUGGAGCAAGCAAUAAUAUAUGGAUAGAGGACUCUGUCAGGUGGGAUCCUCUAUUAGAGUAUUUUAGCCAAAAGAAACCGUUUGAAGUUAGUUUUUGAACUAUAGUUGUGUGGAUUAUUAAUGUUUUUAUCAGCUGUUUGGACUCUUCUUCAGACGGCACCCAUUCACUGCAGAGCAAAUGAUGUAAUGCUGAAUUUCUUUCAAUCUGUUUCAAUAUAGAAACAUACUCCUCUUCAUCUUAGAUGACCUGGGGGUGAGUACUUUUUCAGCACAUUUUCAUUUUUGGGUGAACGAUUCCGUUAACAUGACUGGAAUGUUAUUAUUAUUUUAUUUCUGUGAUUCAUGUAUAUUAAUUUCGAUCAAAGUGGUCCCAUCAUUGUCACAGUUAGUUUGAAUGAAGAAAAAAGAAUGUUGAAGGAGAAACGCAUGUAUAUGAAGGUUUUAUGAGUGCACUGAAAUGUAUUUUGAGAAGCUAGGUAUAUUAAAGUGAUUUCCCAUUAAGCUAAAUGUCUAUUAAUGAUGAAGUUUGGGUCUGGGUGCCUUUAUUUUCAGUAAAUGGAUUUUAUGCAACUUCGUUUCAUUCAAGGCAGUUUAUAAAGCAGAAUUUACAGGUUCUGCGCCAGUGGAAUUAAACAGGCUGCUUUAUGACAUAACAACAGUAAAGUAGGUCUUGCUGAGUUAUACAUGAGAUUGAACCUGCAGGUUUUGGUUUACCAGAACUGAUUCCUAACCAUGAGGUUACCAUCACCCCAAAGAUUCAUGCAUGGACACUUCAUAGCAUUUUCUGAUCACCACAAUAUCAUGUGAUUUUAAAGCUGCUCUAUUCGUUGUACUACUUUUUAUUAGCUGCAAAGUUAACAGUUAUGACCUACCUUUUGAUUUUUUGGAUCUGAUUAGUCUACUACUUUACAAGCAAUGCACCUUUUUAUUUUCAAACACCUAAAUGUUUCGUUUCAUUCAUGAAUCCAAAAGCCUCAAAAUAUGAUAUAUUGAGAAUUAAGUUAAGACCGUAUUCUGGUGCUCUACACAGUUUUAUCUUCAAUUCAGCCUUUGCUGAACUCAGUAAAUGAGUUAGAAGUAAAUUCUGAAAAGUGAAUUGGGGCAGUGGGUGUGAUCUUCAUCCUCUAUCACAUUUCAGUGUUUAUUGUAGUCAUAUCCUUUUUUACAGUUUCCUAAAAUAUAACUUUGUGUCCUAUUUAUCACUGCCAGCCAGACAUUUUGUUUAGACUACUUUAAGCACAAGGGUAGCUUUUAAUCCGAAGAAAAGAUUUUGUCAUAUGGGUAGAAUAAUGGAUGACAAUGGAAUACUGAAAUGAGUUUUGGAGUUAAAUUCUGUCAGUCAGUAUAAUAUAUGGGGUGUGGAAUUGAACUCAUGAUCAUUGUUACAUCAGCCCACUUUGCUCGGAACAUUUCUCACCUGUUCCUGUGCAAUUCAAUCUGUUUUUCAUUGCAAUUGUGACUGGUGUUUUACAUCCAAAUGUACUUGUGAUUCAGUACAUUAUUGAAAUAAAUUUUGAUAAAGGCAAAAGCCA
Molecule: messenger RNA, 5324 nt
Organism: Carassius gibelio (silver crucian carp)
Lineage: Eukaryota; Metazoa; Chordata; Actinopteri; Cypriniformes; Cyprinidae
Product: carboxyl-terminal PDZ ligand of neuronal nitric oxide synthase protein
Molecular function (GO): nitric-oxide synthase binding
Source: RefSeq, a predicted model, not a curated record